This is a messenger RNA of Syngnathus acus (greater pipefish), 1047 nucleotides long. Its product is annotated as pseudouridine 5'-phosphatase. Gene Ontology annotation, molecular function: phosphatase activity. The transcript has 4 exons. The record is from RefSeq and is a predicted model, not a curated record. Lineage: Eukaryota; Metazoa; Chordata; Actinopteri; Syngnathiformes; Syngnathidae. The coding region runs from base 19 to 750 and encodes 243 amino acids.
CGUAUUUACGGUAACUUCAUGCCGUACUCCAACACGGAAGUCAGAGGUUCAACCAUGUCGGUGACAGGGAGCGACUACAAACGUGUGAGCCAUGUCAUAUUCGACAUGGAUGGAUUGUUAUUAGACACCGAGCGACUGUACACGGUGUCCUUCCAGGCAGUGUGUGACCGCUUUGGAAAGGAAUACACAUGGGGAGUGAAGUCCAAAGUUAUGGGUGCAAAAGCUUUGGAUGCAGCUCAAACAAUCCGAGACACUUUGGAGCUUCCUAUGUCGGCAGAGGAACUCCUCGCUGAAACCAGAGAAAUACAGGAGAGGAUAUUUCCUUCAGCCAAACUCAUGCCAGGUGUGGAGAGGCUGGUGAACCAUUUGAAGAAGCAUGGUAUCCCGAUCGCCGUAGCCACCAGCUCAGCAAGUGCGACGUUCAAGUUGAAGACAAGCCAGCACAAAGAUUUCUUUGCUAUGUUCAACCACAUUGUCCGGGGAGAUGACCCUGAGGUGAAAAAUUCCAAACCCCAGCCUGACUCCUUCCUGGUCUGUGCCAGCAGAUUCAAGCCCCCGGCUUCUCCAGAUACUUGCUUGGUAUUCGAGGAUGCUCCCAACGGUGUGAGGGCGGCCUUGGCUGCGGGGAUGCAGGUGGUGAUGGUUCCCGAUGAGAACUUGGACCCAGCUUUGACUCAGGAGGCUACACUGAAGCUUAAGAGCAUGGAGGAAUUUGAACCGCAGCUGUUUGGCUUACCGGCAUUUAUCUGAUCUUACUGCAAAGCUUGGUGGUUUGGCACUAUCUGGUUUUAUUUUAGCUCUUAUUUUAGGUAAAUGUUUCAAAGCUCUUGAACUAGGUGUUAUAUUUUACUCCCAAUGACAUUAGCCCCAAACAUCUCAAACUCAAGGUCGUCAGUUAUUUACGCAUCCAUUCCUAAACUUUUUUUGUCAUAAAAACAUUAGACAUAACUACCGUAUUUUCUGCACUAUUAGGCGCACUUAAAAACUUAAAAUUUACUCAAAAAACCACAGUGCGCCUUAUAAUGCAGAGUGCCUUAUAUGUGGAUC